Molecule: messenger RNA, 1704 nt
Organism: Anopheles maculipalpis
Lineage: Eukaryota; Metazoa; Arthropoda; Insecta; Diptera; Culicidae
Product: venom carboxylesterase-6-like
Exons: 4
Coding region: 55-1704 (549 amino acids)
Source: RefSeq, a predicted model, not a curated record
CGUCAUCAUCACUAACGAACUGAUAUUGGCGUUAAGCAAAUCAACCGCAAAACAAUGACCGAACAUUGCAUCGUUGAAGUAUCUUCCGGUCUGAUAAAAGGCUUGAUAACCCGACACCCUGGAAGUGAUGCUGCGUGCUACAGCUUUAAAGGAAUUCCUUAUGCCAUCCCACCGGUCGGUCCAUUACGGUUUCGUCCCCCACAAUCCCUACCACGACAUCCGGAAGGUAUCCUGGACUGUACCACUGAGCGGGCGGUCAGUUUAGCGAGCAGUUACCUCCCACCGGAUAACGUGCUCGCUUCGGAAGAUUGUUUGUUUUUGAAUGUUUACACACCGAUAAAUCCGCACGAAGCGACAGAACCGCUGCCGGUAAUGGUAUGGCUGCACGGUGGUGCUUUUUGUACCGGAAGUGGCGAUUCAUCCAUUUACCAUCCCGAGUGGCUCGUAGCGGACGGUGUCAUUGUCGUCACGGUGAACUAUCGGUUGGGUCCGGCAGGCUUCUUGUGUUUGCCAUCGGUGGGAAUCUACGGCAAUAUGGGACUGAAGGAUCAGCGCUUGGCACUGGCAUGGGUUCGGUGUAAUAUACGCAGCUUUGGUGGUGAUGCGGGUAAUGUGACCCUGUUCGGGGAAAGUGCUGGAGGUGUUUCGGCACAUCUCCACUACAUGUCGGAGCGAUCGAAUCAUCUGCUCCACAAAGUCAUAUGCCAGUCAGGUGUGGCGACCAGUUCGAUUACGUUUGGAAAACAUCCGGAAGGUAAAGCGCGUCGGUUGGCGGAAUAUUUUGGUUGUUCGGCGGAUGCGUCCGAUGAUGAAGUUUUGGAAAUCCUUACAAAUGUCGAGCCGGCACUGUUGGCCAAAUCGCAGAAGGAAGCUCUUACACCGCACGAGAGAACGCUCGAUUCAGUGUACCCGUUCCGGCCGGUUAUUGAGGUCCCAGAAUCCCACGAUCCAAUUAUAACGGAAGAUGUGUUCAAAGUGCUGCGCCGUCCGGAUAAUGGAUCGUGCAAACCAAUGAUAAUCGGCGUCAACAAUGAGGAAGCAUUGUACAAGAUAAACACCUUUCGGCAACAUCUGGAUCGGUACAAGGAGGAUAAAUGUCGCUUCAUUCCAGACCUUCUGAACGUUCCACAAGACGAACGACCAGAGGUAGCACAGCGAAUUAUUGAUUUCUACUGUGGUUCUGCUGGCGUAACUUUAGAGAAAGAGUUCGAACUUAGUCGCAUAUUUACGGACACUUUAUAUCUGAUUCCGGCCGUACAAGCUGCCGAACUGCAGCUGACCCAUAAACAAGGACAAAUCUUUUUCUACCACUUUGGCGCUGACACCGAGCUGAACAAAUUCCGUCUGCUAUGGAAGGUACCGGAGGAGUAUCGAGGGGCAAGCCAUGCGGAUGAUGUGUGCUAUCUGUUUAGUUCGAGAUUCUUUGCAACGGAAUCGGUACCGAAUGAUUCGCCAGCUUGGAGAUUGAGAAAGGCGAUGUGCUGUCUGUGGGCCAGCUUUGCCAAAACGGGUGUCCCACGUACUGAAGAUGUGGAUGUAAGCUGGACAUCGCUCAAAAAACCAGAUGCGAAAUCGUUUAAUGUAUCAGCACUACAAAUAGACAACGAGCUGAAGAUGGUAGAAAAUCAUCUCACUGAUCGUGUUGGUUUUUGGAGAGAAUUGUUUAAGAAGUACAAUAGUUGGGACAUGGAAAAAGGGCAAUAA